Sycon ciliatum is the source of this 3518-nucleotide messenger RNA. Its product is annotated as sialin-like. The record is from RefSeq and is a predicted model, not a curated record. NCBI's taxonomy places the organism in Eukaryota, Metazoa, Porifera, Calcarea, Leucosolenida, Sycettidae. Gene Ontology annotation, biological process: monoatomic anion transport; transmembrane transport. Gene Ontology annotation, molecular function: transmembrane transporter activity. Gene Ontology annotation, cellular component: membrane. The coding region runs from base 278 to 2413 and encodes 711 amino acids. The transcript is spliced from 15 exons.
GCUGUGCGCUCGCUGCUGUAAUGAAAAUUAAAAUUUAAUUGUAAUGUUUGCAGUCGAAUGAGUGCGCUGGGCAUGGGCCCAAUUCACGAUGGUCUGAAGAUGCGCUGGCACCGGUGUUGUUGUUUCACAGCUUGAUUUGCGAUGGGGGUGGACAAGCCGGACAGAUGUUUCUUUCCAACACUAAAAUUGUAUUUCUCCACUAGCCCACAGCUCAUGUCUAGCUCUUGGCGUGUAAAUAUUUCGUGACUUUAAUACUUCGUCUCGUGUUAGCGGAGCAAUGUCGGACAGUGAUCAGCGACAGUACGGUGCGGAGCAGGGGACUGCUCACAAGUACAAUGACUGUGCGAACACCACAGCUGAUCGCUAUCGUAACACGCCUGGUGAAGUACGCGGGUCGCUACCUGAUGCUUCUAGCAGUAAUUGUGAUGUUGGGGUGGAGAAUGACAACACGGGCCAGGAUGAGGUGGAUUUCAUUGAUCCAAGCCGUGACCUACACCGUCACCUGGCCAUACAGAGGCAGUACCCACCGACCAGUGGACUUGCGGCGCACAGUCUCGUCCGUCAGCGUGGCCGCCCGCCAGCCGGCUGCUGCCUUGACGAUGAUGGCCGAGGGUACGUGAUUCGUCAUGACGACCAGCGAGUGCCAUCACCACCACCAAAGCCCAUUGCUGCCAGUAUCCAGUAUUGUACAAACAGUCAUGAUCAGGACAGUGACCGUCUGAGUCACGCCGACAAUCUCUCCACAGAGGAUGAAGAUGAUGACUGUGCACACGACUUUGAUUCAAAGCCAUGCACCAGUGCUGUCUCUCGCAAUGGCAGUGCACUUUCCACGCAGACCAGAUACAUGCCAUCCGAACUCACGCCUCUCCUCAGAUCUACUCCGUCCGUGGAGGUGGCAGCUGAACAGCGGAAGAUCCGUGGCACGCGCUGGAUCCUCUCCCUGGUUGGCUUUCUCGUCUUCACCUUCCUGUACGCGUGUCGUUUCAACGUAAGCGUUGCCAUAGUAGCAAUGGCUGGCAACGUCACCACGUCAGGGGACGAGAACGGCACCAUACGGGGGCCGGAGUUCAAUUGGACCAAGCAGCAGCAAGGCUAUAUCAACUCUGCAUUCUUCUACGGCUACCUGGGUAUGUCGCUGCCGUCUGGUUGGCUGAGUGGUAGCUAUGGUGCACACCGCUGUAUCUCUAUAGGUAUGUUCAUCAACAGUGUCCUGUGUUUGCUGACACCACUAGUUGCUAGAUGGAGCUUUGACGCCCUGAUUGUGCUGCGUGUCCACCAGGGACUUUCCCAGGCAUUUGUGUUUCCAGGAUACCAUGUUCUGCUGAGCAAAUGGGCGCCGAAGAAGAACGUUGGACUGAUUGCUGCCAUCGCCACGUCAGGGUCUAGUUUCGGCGUGAUUCUGGCGUUCACGGCCGGCAGUGCAUUGGAUACGGACGGGUUUGGUCGGCGCGCGGAUUUGAACUACUCUGGCGACAAUUGGCCCUCCAUCUUCUAUGUCUUUGGUGCCGGGUCUCUGCUUGCCACUAUCCUAUGGUUUGCGUUGUGUUAUGAAAGUCCUGCCGUACAUCCCUACAUAACAAUGGAAGAGAGAGUCAUGAUCGAAACCGAUAUUGCCGCCACGGACAGCCAGAAACUGACCGCAUUCACAGUCCUCGAUGUGUUCCCACCGGUCGCCUUUCUACCGGCAUGGAUACGACGGCAUUCAGCUGUGCCAUGGCGAUCAAUCCUGUUGUCGGUGCCGAUGUGGGCGGUUACCUUGGCGAUGGCUGCGUGUGACUUUGGUAAUUACACACUGCUGACGUGCGUACCGACAUUCUACCAUGAAGUACUCGAUAUCAACGUGAUGGAUAGUGGUUUCUUCUCUGCCCUACCCUACCUCAGUCAAUGGCUGAUUAGCAUGUUGUCUGGACUGAUUGUUACCCUACCUAUCUGGUACAAUACUUUCUCCACACUGGCUACACGACGGAUAUUCACCUGCCUGUGUCAUGUUGGCGCGGCAGCGUUCCUGAUCGGAGCGGCAUACAGCCGGGACAAGUCACUAGCACUCGCCAUGGUUACCAUGUCGGCCGGCAGCAUAUCCUUCAUCACCACCGGAGCCUUUCUCAACAUCAUCGACCUGUCGCCGAGAUUCGCCGGCGUUCUCCUCGCGUGGACGAAUUCGUUUGGAGCAAUCGGUGGUAUUAUCGGACCGUACAUAGCUGAUUCACUGACGCCGCACAAGACGGCGAAGGAAUGGCGCAAGGUGUUCUUCAUCACGUCGGGCGUAUUCCUUACCGCCGCUCUUGUCUACACGGCGCUGACCUCCACCGAACGGCAGCGCUGGGCAGAGGGAGAGAUUUUCAACGACGACGACGAAGACAACGAUGACGAACGUGGCAAUGGCGGUGCAGAAUCAAGCCCUGCCUUGAACUAAGACGGCGGAGAUAUGGACAGGAUGGCGGAAAAGCAGAACAUCCGCUAGGAGAACUUGUGCCAGGGUAUUGUAUUUCCGUGACAAUGCAGAAUACUUGAAAGGUUUCUCAGUGCUUCAAACACACUUCUUUUUGUAGUGUGUCUUUAUAUUAACCCUAGGUCCACCCGUUUUAUUUUUAUUUUUAUUCUUAUUUUUCUAGGGAAUCCCAACAGGCGUCAUUGCCUUGCCCUAGGUCAAUUCCUUAGUAGAAGAACAUUGCAAUAAUUUAGUAAAGUGAAGGAGUAAUGGAGUGAUGUCAUGGAGCUCUUCGAAGGUCAAUGGAACAUGGUGAUUUUAUCACAAGACCAUCAAUGUCACGCUGACAUCGUGCACGCUUGCAUACGCAGUGAUGCCACUAAGGCACGAUGACUUAACCGAGGUUACGAUGACGUCAUGCACGCUUGCAUAUGUGGUGACGUCACUGUGACAUCACCAAUGUUACACUGACGUCAUGCACGCUUGUGUUUGUGGUGAUGUCACGAUGACAUCAUUGCAGUAGCCCUCGCAUCACAUGAUUGAACACACGAAACAUGCAGCUGGCUCCAUAUGAUCUACAUCACACAGCGGUAGACUUCAGAGUAUAGAUUCUUAUACCUUUAUAGUAAAGUUGUGAAAUUGGACUUGAUAUUUCUGAUCUCAAAAUAAAAUUUCUUGAUCACAUUGAUAGACACAUGCUAAACAUUAUUUUAAUAGAUCACUUCUAUCUGCAACUAAAUGUUGACUCGCCAGCACUAUAAUUGUACAUGUAUGUGAGUGUAGUAGAAUUGUAGCAAUGAAUACCAGAAACGCUGCGUGCGGAUGGAUAUACUUUUCACGUCACUUGUCAGAAGGAAGUGUGCGUAUUGCUGAACGCAAAGUAUACGAUUUGUUUUGGCAUCUUGAAAUAAUAAUGAUUCUUUUGCAGGCCACUUUCCUCCGGUCUUUUUGUCUUGUUCGGCAUAAAUCUUUGCAACUGCCGGAUACAACGCAUUAAUUGUUAUAAUUUAGUGCUACCUAGGAGAGCAGUUUUACUCAGCAGAUAAUUGUACAGUUGAUUUAUACUUUAAAUUGGCCUCUUUCAAAUUAA